CUCUUCACUGUCCCCAAAAUGGCGAACGUUGCAUCCGCCGCUGCUGUGGCUGCAGCUGCGGCCGCUGCUGCGAACCGAGAUCCAGCUGUUGACCGCUCAUUGCGAUCAGUAUUCGUGGGAAACAUUCCUUAUGAAGCCACAGAGGAGCAGCUCAAAGACAUCUUUUCUGAAGUGGGACUUGUCGUUAGCUUCAGGUUAGUAUAUGACAGGGAGACGGGGAAGCCGAAGGGAUAUGGCUUCUGUGAAUAUCAGGACCAGGAGACAGCCCUCAGCGCAAUGCGCAACCUGAACGGGAGAGAGUUCAGCGGUCGAGCCCUCCGUGUUGACAAUGCAGCCAGCGAGAAAAACAAAGAGGAGCUCAAAAGUCUGGGAACGGGAGCACCCAUUAUUGAAUCUCCGUACGGAGACAACGUCCAGCCAGAGGAAGCUCCAGAGUCCAUCAGCAGAGCUGUGGCCAGUCUGCCCCCGGAGCAGAUGUUUGAACUCAUGAAACAGAUGAAGCUGUGCGUGCAAAACAGUCCGCAGGAGGCAAGAAACAUGCUGCUGCAGAACCCGCAGCUGGCCUACGCUCUGCUGCAGGCCCAAGUGGUGAUGCGGAUUGUCGACCCCGAGAUCGCCUUGAAAAUGCUCCAUCGUCAAACUGCAACUCAGCCUCUGAUUCCCAGCGCACAGGGCGGAGGAGCGCCGCCGGUGAACACGCCGCAAACGCAGUCCACCGUGCCGCAGUCCCAGCCGCAGCCUGUGCCUGGAAUGCACGUCAACGGAGCCCCUCAGAUGAUGCAGCCCCCCAACAUGGGAGUGGUUCCCGGACCGAUGGCCGUAGCAGGGCCAGGACCCGGACCGGUUGGGCCACCAGGACCGGGCGGCAUCCCCCCCAGAGGCCUGCUGGGAGACGGGCCCAAUGACCCCCGAGGAGGGACCCUGCUGUCCGUCACCGGAGAGGUCAUAGACCCCAACCGGGGAUACAUGGGAGCUCCUCCGCCACAUCAGGCUCCCCCCGUGCACAUGCCCCAGAUGGCAGGAGGCCCUCCUCCAGACAUGCGAGGCCCCCCGAUGGACAUGAGGGGCCCACCCAUGGGUGAACCGCGGAACAUGAUGGGCGACCCCAGAGGGCCCCCGAUGAUGGAGCCGCGGGCCCCGCCCAUGGAGACCAGAGGUCGUGACCCGCGAGCGAUGGACGCCCGCGGCCCGGUGGCGGUGCAGAGGGUUCCCAUUGCGGCGGGCAUGCCGGGACCCGUCCCUCACAACUUGGGUCCAAACGCAAAUCCAGCCGCACGGCCGGGUCCUGGUAUCGCUGGUGUUCCCCCAUCAGGAGGGGGCUUCAGCCCGGGGCAGGGGCAGGUCUCCACUCAAGACCAGGAGAAGGCUGCCCUGAUCAUGCAGGUCCUGCAGCUCACCCCCGAACAGAUCGCCAUGCUGCCCCCGGAGCAGCGGCAGAGCAUCCUCAUCCUUAAAGAGCAGAUCCAGAAGACCGCAGGAGGAGCGCCGUGACGCUCCGAGCAGCAAAGGAGCCAGUGGAUCGAGCUAAAAGCACCACGAACCAGCCUGAAAACAUCUCAGCCCGGAAUAGUGUAUAGUUUUGUUUUAAUAAUUUGUUUUGUAUUAGUGUGAAGCUGGUUCAGUGUCAAAAAUAACACAUUUGGGAGGAUGCUAUGCUGGUCUCGAACGGAUUCAAGUCUUUCCUCCACCAAAACCAGCCUGUCAUCGUUACAGUGAUGGAAAAAGUUUUUCGUCAAUAAAAACCACACUCAAUG
Messenger RNA from Salarias fasciatus (jewelled blenny), 1754 nucleotides. RefSeq names its product cleavage stimulation factor, 3' pre-RNA, subunit 2 (gene cstf2). Bases 19 to 1491 code for a protein of 490 amino acids. The record is from RefSeq and is a predicted model, not a curated record. The transcript has 13 exons. Lineage: Eukaryota; Metazoa; Chordata; Actinopteri; Blenniiformes; Blenniidae. Gene Ontology annotation, molecular function: mRNA binding. Gene Ontology annotation, cellular component: mRNA cleavage and polyadenylation specificity factor complex. Gene Ontology annotation, biological process: mRNA 3'-end processing.